AUGCCUCCCUCUCCGACCUCUUCUCAGCAGCAGCAGCAGCAGCAGCAGAACGAUGACCAGCAGAAGCACCAGGAGCCACAAGAACAGCGCAAAGGCCAUUUGGGGAAGCGCCCCAACACCAACCUCGACGAAGAUGUGUGCCCCGACCCGCGCCUCGCCUCAGCGGCGGCAGCAGCCGCAGCCUUGAGCCGCAGCACUGUCGCCAGCUCACCCGCAAGCAGCAGCAACAGCACGACCGCCGCCAGCGACACUGCCAUCUCGAGCUACCAGCGCCUGGUCAAGCGGUACCGCGUCGAGGUGGCGGCUUCGGCGUCGAGCGUGCUGUCGACGCUGACGACGUUUCCGCUCGACAGCGUCAAGACGCGCAUGCAGACGUACCGCUACGCCGGCUUCGUCGACUGUGUGCGGCACACGUACCGCACCGAGCACCUCCGGGGCUUCUUCCGCGGCGUCACAGCGCCCAUGGCCAGCAUCACGCUCGUGCGCACCGUCUCGUUUUCCAUAUAUCAACGGUCUAAAUACGUCUACUGCGACUGGGUCAAGCGCAAAUUCAGCGUCGACGUCAUGGCGCACGUGAGCUCGUCCGGGUCGUAUCCGAACGGCUGGUCCGUGGCCACGUUUGGGGCGGCCGGCGCGACGGCGGGGAGCUGUAUUACAGUCAUUGCCUGUGAGCUAGGCCCGUUCGAGUUGACCAAGCUCAGUGCCCAGGUGUCGGUGCUGUUGGCGGACAAGAAGAACUGCCCAAAACCCGAAAGCCACGCGAUCGCGGCGAGCUACCAAAACAAGGGCACCUUCAAGACGCUGGGGAACAUCAUCAAGCACCGCGGCGUCACCGGGCUGUACACCGGCUUCAGGUUACAUCUGAUGCGCGACACCCUCGGCACAGCGACCUACUUCAUGACGUACGAGAGCAGCAAGCAGCUCCUGACAACCUUUGGCGGUGACGGCACCCACUCCAACCCCCUCGCCGUGCUGGUGGCAGGCGGACUGUGCGGCAUCGUCUCAUGGGGCUUGAUUUAUCCCAUCGACUCGGCCAAGUCCAGAUACCAGCGCAACUCGCUCAUGUACUCGAAGGGCCAAAAGGUCGAGCCCGUUAAGAUCCACUUCUUCCAGCGCAACAUGUACACGGGCCUCGGCGUGUCUAUGGGCCGGUCGUGCGCCGUCAACGCCGUGUUUUUCUCGUCGUUUGAGUUCCUCAAGAAGCGCAUCAAGGCGUGGGAUGAGCACUAG
Molecule: messenger RNA, 1230 nt
Organism: Parathielavia appendiculata
Lineage: Eukaryota; Fungi; Ascomycota; Sordariomycetes; Sordariales; Chaetomiaceae
Product: mitochondrial carrier
Exons: 4
Coding region: 1-1230 (409 amino acids)
Biological process (GO): carnitine transmembrane transport; mitochondrial transport
Cellular component (GO): mitochondrial envelope
Molecular function (GO): O-acyl-L-carnitine transmembrane transporter activity
Source: RefSeq, a predicted model, not a curated record